GAUUCAAGGUUUCGUGAAAGUGAAAGUAGAUCAGUUAUGCAAUUAUGGCUUCGUCGGAAUCAAAGUUCGACAUAUUAUCAUCGGACAUUGAAGAUAUAUUUGAAGAUGUACCAGAUGUUGCAAUAGGUUCGAAGGAGUUAGAAAAACUAAAGGCAAAUAUACAAAAGGAUGGUUUUCGGACUGGUCUUUCCGUGGGUCAGGAGGGAGAGAUACAGACGAGCUUUAAUCAAGCUUUCUCUCAAGGCAUCAUCCUACUGCAAAGUGUGUCCAGUGUCAGAGGCCAGAUCUGUGCUUAUCUUUCUUUGAACCAUCUAACCAGUAAGGCAGAAAACAUGGUAACAGAUGAUACACAAGGCAAAUUGGAGGACCUUUUACAAGAGGUUCAAGCAUUUGAGCAUACCUGUCUUGAGCUUUCUGAUGAGCGGGGAUAUGGGGAGUUGGAAGCAGAGGUGGAGAAACGAGUCCAAGAGUUCAAGACCCGACUUGAGCUAGUGACACGGAAGUGACUCCUGUAAAAGUGACCCCCCAUCAGAACAGGUGAAACACAGAUUUCAUAAUGGGAAAUGGUGCAAGCUCUGCCCAGCUGUUCGUUGCCAACGAUUCCGGUGGAGACGCCUGGAUUGUUCUGACACCUUCCAAGGACUUCCCGCUCGUAAAGUACUUUGCAGAAGACUUUGGACUGUCCAGUUUAGCGAAAGCAGACGUCAGAGGGAAGUCUGUUGCAGACCUGUUUAACUUUUGGGCAAAAGGAAAAAUAAGAAUGGACCGAAAGGAAAGAGUUUCAUCGGUCGUAUUAGAUUUUUUCAAGAACGUUGGUCUACACCUAACUUCCGGUUUUGCACGUGAUAUGUAUGACAAGGCUCUGUGCAACCCCUUGCAUUACUUGAGUGCUUAUGGAUGGGGAGCAUUGAAUAAUUCGGAGGAAUUGUGUAUUACAAUUCUAGUUCAGGCUUCAACCGGUGAGCUGAAGAUGUCCCAGUUUAAAACGCUCAGUGAUUGGUCCUGGAUCGUGAAUACGAAGUCGGUGACACUAACAAAGGGCGCGUCGCUGUGGGAAAAGAGACUUCCCGCGGGAUACCCGCUGAUGGAGUUGAGUAUUGAGGACAAGUAACAACACUGCACAUAGCCUUUAUUUUCAUUAUAUGAAAUACAAUAUAGGGGAUCAACAUUUAUUACGCUUGUGUUUUAUGUGCAUUAUUAUGGAAUGUAUAUAAAAUCUUUUUUUGUCA
Messenger RNA from Ostrea edulis (European flat oyster), 1229 nucleotides. RefSeq lists its product as uncharacterized. The record is from RefSeq and is a predicted model, not a curated record. Lineage: Eukaryota; Metazoa; Mollusca; Bivalvia; Ostreida; Ostreidae. Bases 45 to 506 code for a protein of 153 amino acids. The transcript is spliced from 4 exons.